This is a messenger RNA of Marmota monax (woodchuck), 2150 nucleotides long. It is a transcript of the gene Slc35f4, whose product is annotated as solute carrier family 35 member F4. The transcript has 8 exons. Lineage: Eukaryota; Metazoa; Chordata; Mammalia; Rodentia; Sciuridae. The record is from RefSeq and is a predicted model, not a curated record. Gene Ontology annotation, cellular component: membrane. The coding region runs from base 610 to 1992 and encodes 460 amino acids.
UUCCAUUAUGACAGAAUUCUAAUUAUAUUCCUCAUCCACAAUUGUUCUUACUUCAGUUUGUUCAGAAGAAGCCAUAGUUAAUGCAGGUUCACCAUGGCUUGUGAACUGCAGGGAUAACUGGAAACAUUCUACAAGACCUACCUGAAUAUCAUGGCCUUUUAUAUCACUUGAUCUUUAAUGAGGAGAAACAAUAUAGUUACAGCACCUAGGGAGAUGAGGUGGGUUCCUUUCCCUAUGCAUAUGUUGCCCCACAGACACAAUGAAUGAUGCUUGUUCUGUUUUCAAGUUUCUGCAGCAAAGAGCUACUUCUGUAUUGGUCUGUUAACACUUCAACCAUUCUAUUUUGGUUCUUCGAGAGGCAGCUUGCUGUUCUGGCAUGCUAGACAAGGGAGGAUUUGAUCUAAAUUUAGUUGGAGUAAAUAUGACAUUGCUCUUCCACUGGAUUGGGAUUUUCCAUUUAUAGAAUGAUGAGUUAGUUUUACCUUCGUCCUUUCUAACACCCAUCCCAAUGUCCCCACUCCCUUCCUUGGCAGCAGAGGUUAGAGUCCAGUUCUACUGAGAUGUUUUUGCAAUUGUCAUCAUUUAUUCUUUUGUAUUUAAAACUGAGGAAUGCAUGAUUACCCCUCUGGAUCUCCUGGUACCUCCAGGUCAUCAGUCACUCGAUGUAAGCCAGGAGCCAACUGCCCCAGUUCACACGGUGGCAUCAGUAGACAACUGUCUCCUUUAUCUAUCACUGAGGAUUCUUCUGCUCCCAUCCUUGAACUUCAGAGCCGAGGAUCCUCUGGAGUUUGUGGACAUAGAGUCGAGAGACAGAACAGAUCAGGGGAAGAUGGGACACAGACUCAUCCUGAGAACAGCAGCCAAGAAAACAGAAUCAAGGCUCGCUGCCUGUCCUGCACGUCCGUGGUUCUGAAGGCCGUCUGGGGACUCUUGAUCAUAUUGUCAGUUUCUUCGUCUUGGGUUGGAACCACACAGAUUGUAAAAAUUACUUAUAAGAACUUCUACUGUCCAUUUUUCAUGACAUGGUUUUCAACAAACUGGAACAUUAUGUUUUUUCCGGUCUAUUAUUCUGGUCAUCUGGCCACUGCUCAAGAAAAGCAAUCUCCAAUGAAAAAAUUCAGGGAAUGCAGUCGGAUUUUUGGUGAAGAUGGUCUGACGUUGAAGCUCUUUCUUAAAAGAACUGCUCCCUUUUCUAUUCUAUGGACUUUAACAAAUUACCUGUACUUACUGGCUUUAAAGAAGCUGACGGCCACAGAUGUCUCUGCUCUGUUCUGUUGUAACAAAGCCUUUGUCUUCCUGCUGUCGUGGAUUGUGCUGAAAGACAGGUUCAUGGGAGUGAGGAUAGUUGCCGCAAUAAUGGCAAUUACUGGCAUUGUCAUGAUGGCAUAUGCAGAUAAUUUCCAUGCUGAUUCCAUCAUUGGUGUGGCAUUUGCAGUCGGCUCAGCCUCAACGUCUGCAUUAUAUAAGGUUUUGUUUAAGAUGUUCCUUGGAAGCGCCAACUUUGGGGAAGCCGCACACUUUGUCUCCACCAUGGGUUUCUUCAAUUUGAUCUUCAUCUCCUUCACCCCGGUCAUCUUGUAUUUCACCAAGGUGGAGCACUGGUCCUCGUUUGCAGCUUUGCCAUGGGGCUGUCUCUGCGGAAUGGCUGGACUAUGGCUAGCUUUCAACAUUCUGGUGAAUGUCGGUGUAGUGCUGACAUACCCUAUCCUCAUCUCCAUUGGGACCGUGCUCAGCGUUCCUGGAAAUGCAGCUGUGGACCUCCUGAAGCAGGAGGUGAUAUUUAAUGUCGUCCGCCUGGCUGCUACCAUCAUUAUCUGCCUAGGGUUCCUGCUGAUGCUGUUGCCUGAGGAGUGGGAUGAGAUCACCCUGAGGUUCAUCAACAGCCUGAAGGAGAAGAAGAGCGAGGAGCACGUGGAGGACAUGGCCGAUUCCAGCGUGCACCUGAGGAGCAGAAGCAGGGCCAAUGGGACAGUGUCUAUACCACUGGCUUAAGGGGGACACAAUUUGAAUGCACGUCGUAUGUAUAUUCUGUGAAUAUAAUCAAAUUUUCUCUCUACUUGUACGCUCAAAUGACAGUAUUAACUCUGAAUUUGGAUAAAUCAUAUGUAAAAUAAUGCCAACGAUAAAAGUUUACAUUUAUAUGCUUAUCG